AAUUUAAAAAAUUCAAAACCCUCUAAAACAAAAAUGACAUUCUGCGCGGUCUGCGGCCUUCGCCGCGGACAGGCCGUCCGCAACGAGCUUCCGGUGGGUUUCCACCUGUUUCCAACGGAACCAGUGCAGCGCCAAGCCUGGGAGGACUUUUGCGCAGAAUCCGGCGGCGAGCAUAACGGUCCCAGGGAUGGCUGGAACCGGUCAAUCUGCUCGGACCACUUCGAGUAGGAGUGCUUCCGGGGCGGUGGCAAGCGCGUUUCGGAACCGGGCCGACGGCACACGCUGCGGGAGGGGGCCGUUCCGACAAUCCGGAGCGGGACGUCGCUUGGAAUUGUGGAGCAGAGGCUGGAGGAGAUGUUGAAAAGUAAGCUGGAGAUCUCGUUUGUUUCGGUGGAUGAACCAACGAUAAAGUUGGAAACGGUUUGCCGAAUCUGCGCGCUGGAAGGCACGUUGCACGAUUUGACGCUCGAGGAAAACGCUGAACAUGGCCGGAAGUUUAGCUCGCUAACCUCGAUUGAGAUUGACGCGACGGCUCCGUGGCUUUGCGAAAGUUGUCUGGCGCGGUUGAAUGAGGCGUACGAGUUUGUACAGGCUUGCGUUAAGGCGGAGAACCGACGGAAGAGUUUGUUUGUGGAAACUCUUGUGGUGAAAAGGGAGGAGGAAGAGAUGCAGGAGGAACCGAUGGUUGAGGCCAGAGAUGAACCUGCAGGACAGAAUCAGGCCGCCGAAGAUCACUCUGAGUACACGUGCACAGCUUGCCCGGCAACGUUCGAGAAACGCGUGGAUCUGUUUGCCCACGUCAAAUCCCACGGGAAGAACCGCUUCCCUUGCCAGCAAUGCGACCGAGCCUUCAAACGCAAGACUGAGCUGGAAGUGCACAUGAACUCGCACCGAAUCGAGCCCAGCUUCUUCUGCCCAACCUGUUCGGCUGGGUUCAAGUGCCAGACCAAUCUUUGGCGACACCACAAAUCAGUCCACCUCGGGCUGAAACGGUUUGCCUGCCAAGAAUGUGGCCGACAGUUCGCCCAAAAGACGCACCUGCAGCAGCACGCUGCGGUUCACGUGGAGGAAGCGACAAUUCCGUGCGAGCUGUGCGGCAAACUGUUCAAAACAGACUUUAUUCGGCGAAUGCACGUGAAUACGGAGCACCGGGAAGACCAGCAGAACGAGCCCAAGGCGAUCCGGUGCGAAGUUUGCUCCAAACAGUUCCCGAGCCAGCAAUCUCUCAUCGCUCACAGAGUUUGCCAUCGCGAUUCGAACCUGUUGUGCACCGUUUGUGGCAACAAGUACAAGUCAAAUGCCAUACUCCUCGCCCACAUGGCCACCCACAAGGAGAAAGCGUUCGCGUGCGAGCAAUGUCCGGUCGCCUUCAAGACCCGCAAAUCGCUCCGGUACCAUCGGCUCGUUCACGCCGGCCUUAAACCGUACAAGUGCGAUCUUUGUGAGCGCACGUUCCGGUGUUCAACGCACUUGAAAACCCACCAGAGUGUCCACACCGGAGCCAAAGCGUACCAGUGUGUCGUCUGUAAUCAGGGUUUCGCGAUAAAGGUCAAACUACGGCAGCACAUGGAGAAGCAACAUGGAGGUGAACAGAGGGAAGAAGAAGGAACCGAUAGCGUACUCAAGCGCGGUGUUUGAUGAACGAAACUGAAGUGGCGUCGAUAUCGAAUGUCAAUAAAGUUGAAAUCAUUUGGAUAAAAAGUCCUAGAACUCUG
This is a messenger RNA of Culex pipiens pallens (northern house mosquito), 1715 nucleotides long. Its product is annotated as zinc finger protein 501-like. NCBI's taxonomy places the organism in Eukaryota, Metazoa, Arthropoda, Insecta, Diptera, Culicidae. Gene Ontology annotation, cellular component: nucleus. The coding region runs from base 355 to 1638 and encodes 427 amino acids. Gene Ontology annotation, molecular function: zinc ion binding; RNA polymerase II transcription regulatory region sequence-specific DNA binding; DNA-binding transcription factor activity, RNA polymerase II-specific. The transcript has 2 exons. Gene Ontology annotation, biological process: regulation of transcription by RNA polymerase II. The record is from RefSeq and is a predicted model, not a curated record.